Photinus pyralis (common eastern firefly) is the source of this 3695-nucleotide messenger RNA. RefSeq names its product zinc finger protein 205-like. Lineage: Eukaryota; Metazoa; Arthropoda; Insecta; Coleoptera; Lampyridae. The coding region runs from base 2004 to 3521 and encodes 505 amino acids. The record is from RefSeq and is a predicted model, not a curated record. Gene Ontology annotation, cellular component: nucleus. Gene Ontology annotation, molecular function: DNA-binding transcription activator activity, RNA polymerase II-specific; RNA polymerase II cis-regulatory region sequence-specific DNA binding. The transcript has 10 exons. Gene Ontology annotation, biological process: regulation of transcription by RNA polymerase II.
UAUAUAAAGUUCACCUUGGAACUGUUGGAAAUUAUGGAUUCUACGGGCCAAACUUUGAGAUUAUGUCCUCUUUCUUUAACUGCUUUUAAGAGUAUCUAAAAACACACAACAGUAUAUUUUCCUGUAAUACUAACCCCCCCCGUACACAACAGAUCCAUUGUCAUUUAUAGAAAAGCAUCAUAGGAAUAUUGAGGGUUAUAGGGAACCUUUCUUUGCUGGGGGUUAUCCCCAUACCCUCGGGUACUACGUUCUAUGCAGUAGUACUACAGCAAAGGAAUCUGUUGUGUGCUGGGGGUAUUCCAUACCCCCCCCCCCCCCCCUAGAAAACGUUUACACUUGAGCAACGUCAGAAUAGUUUUCGGGAAAGAGUCAUCAAGUCCUGUUCUCCUUAAACAUACAACACAGAACGUAAUACAGAGGGGUCUGGAAUACCCCCCAGUACAUACAACAAAUCCAUUGCCAGUUAUACAAAAGUAUCAUGGGAGCACUGAAUGUUGUAGGGAAAAUUUCUGUAAAUGAUUAUCCCCAUCGGGUACUUGCGUUGUGGGCAUACCCACCGUAUCACUUUCUCACACAAAAUAUUUAGACUUUGGCCCUUUCAAGAAAGGUUCAUCCCACCCUUUUCUCCCAAGGGGUGCAGCACAGAACGUAGUACCGGGGGGGUCUAGGGGUGUAUACACAACAGAUCCAUUAAAAAAAAAAAAGGGUGUCCUUUCAUAAACUUUUAGAGCUCUUCUCGCUUUAAAUGUGGUCAUUAAAACUGUGGUAUGUUCAUAUAGGUUUUUAAAGCCUUCUAUGAGUUUCUGAAGGGCACGAGAUGUUUUAUGCUCUUAUGGGCUUAGAAACGCCUUUAGGAGCCGCCUUUAAAGAUCACCCAGAGCUUCUAAUAGCCUUAACGAACAGAUCAGGAGCUUUAAACGUCCUUGAGGAAAAUUCGAGCCUUAAAAACCUUUUAUGGGUUUUUAAACUUUGCUUCAAGAGCCUACCAAAAGCUGUUUUUCUCUCAUUAAAAUCCAAACUCAUGAAUUAAGCCUUUAUGGAUCUCCGGAAACCUUUAAGGGACGUCAAACUGCUUACGAGAACCUUCAAAGAUAUUCCGUAAGCUUUUAGAGUCCUGGACCCAAUGCCAAGUCUUUAAGACGAUCAUCAGGAUCAAGCGAAUGUGGCGCAUUCCCAUUGGAGGCUUUUUCUAUGCUACGUAAGCAAAUUGAAUUGUGUUUAAUUCCAUCAAUGCCGAAGUGAUAAAUAGCGAAAUUCUUGCUCUUGUAUUGGUGUUAUUUCCUGUGAACAUAGAUAAUUUUAUAUAAAUAAAUCAAAUUUACGUAUCGUAUGUGCUAAAUGCAUCACACCUUUAAAGGUUUUGAGAAUUCUGUAUGCAACUCGUCUACAGUCAAUGUACAAAUUGAACUGUCGCCAUUCUGAUAUUUAGUGGACGUUAACAAUUUACAGAAUGCACGUCGGAUACGCCACUGGAAUUAAAUAAAUGAAAAUCAGUUAGUGCCAACCUUACACAAUUUUUAUUUCGCGGGAAAUUCAAAAACAAACCCAGCACUUUUAAAAAUGGCCGCGCCGAUAAAGCAAACGCCUCGUUUUCGAGUUAGUAGCAAAAAUGAGCGCAGUUACUAGUUACACGAGAGCGGGUCCAUCGUUAAUUGUACAAUGGCAAACGCGCGAACUAAUUCCAGUUGUCAAAACAACCGUGGCGGCGCCACUAUCGCGACCGUGCUUCAAACGACCGCCAUCAACGGUUUGUGGUGAAGAUUUUAAAAUCGUAGCGGCGGUUAACAAAAUACGGUAAUCAAAUGAUUUUCAAAUUUUCCAUUUUUAAAACAGAUUCACUUGCAAAAUCUCUGUUUUGUUUAAAAAUUUGAAAGUAGGAAUUAAUAUGUCAGUUACACGGCGUAAACGUCACUAGCUUUUGAAGUAGUUCUAGCUUUCAGUCAGUAACAUGACUUUCAAGCUCAAAUUUCCGUCGCCAUUACGCGUGAGUGAUUUCAGGUGGAAUGGCGCUGUACAUGAUGGACCCGGAUUUGAUAGUGAUCGACCCGGACUCGGCCGACGGGUACAACUUGGAAAGCGCGAGUAUCAAGCAAGAGGCGGAAAAGGGGCAAAUCUUUGAUCUGGAGAGCCUCGAUGGACGGAAGCUGAUUUCGAAGCACGCCAUUCAAUUGGGCGACAUCAGCGAGGGCGACAGCGGCACGCACUUCGUCAAGCACGUAAUGCAGGACGACAAGCUGAGCAAAGUGUGGGAGUGCAGAAUUUGCGCGAAGGAGUUCGGCCACCAGUACACCCUCAUGCGUCACCUCCCCACCCACACCGACGAAAGGAAAUACCAAUGCAACGUGUGCGGCAAGGCAUUCCGGCAGAUGUCGACCUUAUCCCAGCAUCGGGCCAUCCACUCGGCCGACAGGCCGUACAUUUGCGAGAUGUGCCACAAGACCUUCAAUCGCGUCUCCACCCUAAUCUCGCACCGCAAGACGCACACCGGACUCAAGCCGCACCAGUGCCACCUGUGCAACAAGGCGUUCCACCAGAAAGGUAAUUUGAGAAACCACAUUUUCACGCACACCAACGAGCGACCGUACAAGUGCGAGAUAUGCUUCAAGGGCUUCAAUCAGAUGUCCAACUUGAUGUGCCACAAAAUGAAGGCACAUCAUCGCUCCGAUAAACCGCGCCACAUGUGCCAAAUUUGCGGACGAGAUUUCGAGAAGCGCAUCAGCUUGCGCAACCACGAGCAGUGCGAGCACGGUCUCGAAAGUCCCGAAUCCAGCGCCACCUCCUUUUCCGGUGCCAAAUCCUCCAAUGGAGUGCUGGUCGAACCCAUUAAAACCGCCGCCAUGCAGCACGCCCUGGCCACUGACCAAACUCCCUUCGCCCUUCUUCGCCCAUUAAACGGCAUCCCUGUGUUGGUACGAGUUUUGGCCGCCGGUGAUAAACAGAUGCUGAUACCUGCGACCGCCGAGGACUUGAAAAGGCACGGGCAAAUCACGAUCACGCCCCAGGUAGACGAAGGCGUCAAGAAGGAAGGCGAUCCUCUAGCACAAGUCGAUGAUCUCGACGACGCACCUUCCACAAGUAAAUCUCUGGGAAGCAACGUGCAGAUCAAGAUCCCCGUGGUUGCGACCGUCGUGCAGCGUUGCGGACAGGACGGAAGCGUGAGCAUGGCGAUCGAAAGUCCGGGACCGUCCGGCGACGAAAUCGGACAAGACCACUACUUCCUACCGUCGACCACCCUCGACGACAUUCACGCGCAAUUCAGCUCCCACGUCAUCACCCCGGCGAAUAUUCAGUACAUCGACGAAUGCGGCAACGUUGUCCCCUUCGACGAGUUCAAGGAGAAAAAUCAGACAUGCGGAGCGCUUCAGUACGAUCACUCAAUCGAAACGAUGUCUUUUCCGGACAGCGAAAGCUACGGCGACGAGUCGAACGCCAUUCUCGGGAUUUUAGAAAACGACGAGGCGAUCUUGAACAAUUCCAAAGAAUUUUCUUUGUCCAACGGUUGCGAUCUUGGUUUGUCAUAAUUUAGCGACGUGUUUGUGUUACUCGUUUGUUUUUUUCAUUAAUGUUCAAGAUUCUAGUCAAUUUAUUAGUAAGUUCUCAUAUCCUUGUUUAGCACUGUUCCAAUGCUGAUAAUUAAAUGUUACAAAACCCAUUCCGAACCCAAAAAAAGCAGCAAUAAUAAAGGAAUAUGGAAA